This is a messenger RNA of Panicum virgatum (switchgrass), 624 nucleotides long. Its product is annotated as UMP-CMP kinase 1-like. Lineage: Eukaryota; Viridiplantae; Streptophyta; Magnoliopsida; Poales; Poaceae. Gene Ontology annotation, cellular component: cytoplasm; nucleus. The record is from RefSeq and is a predicted model, not a curated record. The transcript has 8 exons. Gene Ontology annotation, biological process: UDP biosynthetic process; CDP biosynthetic process. Gene Ontology annotation, molecular function: UMP kinase activity; ATP binding.
AUGGCGAGGCUCGGCGACGUCGUGGCGGGGAUGGCGAGCGGCCCUGGUAGUGGCAAGGGCACCCAGUGUUCUAAGAUCGUCAAACACUUUGGCUUCACCCAUCUCAGCGCUGGCGACCUUCUGCGUGAGGAAGCUAAAUCUGACACCCAACAGGGUAUGAUGGUAAAGAAUCUGAUGCAUGAAGGAAAGCUCGUGCCGUCAGAGCUCAUCGUCAAGCUACUGUUCAAGUGAUCCCAUUAGCCACAUGCCUACUACUAGUUCAUUAGCAUUGAACCUGAGUUCGUACUAUUCAUCGACUGCCCAAAGGAAGAUCUGGAGCGCCGCAUUCUAAACCGGAAUCAGGGAAGAGAUGAUGACAACAUCGACACCAUUAGGAGGCGGUUCCAAGUUUUCCAGGAGUCGACUAUGCCUGUUGUUCGGUACUAUGAGAAAACAGGGAAGCUUCGAAGAGUUGAUGGCGCUAAAUCCGCUGGUGCAGUUUUUGAAGAUGUGAAGGCCAUAUUCGUGCAACUGAACACCCAGGCAAACCAAGGUAGCAGUGUGAGCAGAGUACAGAGCAAUCCGUUCAAGAGGUUGCUUGACCUAUUCUGUGGUUGCUUUGGGACGCGGGAGGUGACAAACUAA